Messenger RNA from Scomber scombrus (Atlantic mackerel), 8783 nucleotides. It is a transcript of the gene dspa, whose product is annotated as desmoplakin a. The transcript is spliced from 24 exons. NCBI's taxonomy places the organism in Eukaryota, Metazoa, Chordata, Actinopteri, Scombriformes, Scombridae. The record is from RefSeq and is a predicted model, not a curated record. Gene Ontology annotation, cellular component: intercalated disc; intermediate filament; plasma membrane. Bases 86 to 8251 code for a protein of 2721 amino acids. Gene Ontology annotation, molecular function: structural molecule activity. Gene Ontology annotation, biological process: skin development; cell-cell adhesion; wound healing.
GAGGGGAGAAGCGCAAGGACAGUCCCCAGCAGAGUAGAAUAGCGUCUAAACCAUUCGAAAAUAUUGACCAAAAAACUCGGCAAAAAUGAGUAUGUACGGCGGCUCCACGUCGAGACUGGCCACCAUGGGUCAGAGAAGUAAUUCGCGACCGGAUUUGGCGAGUGCGAGUUUUAGAAACGACGGGUUCGUCGGUGGAAACGGCUUCCAGGGGGAUUACCAGGGUGGUGAAGGCGGAUACACCUACACCUUCUCCAGGAGCUCCAUGCAUGGGACUGGGCUCGGUGGACAGAAGGGGCAAGUUAGCAUGGGUGGAGGUGGAGGUGGUGGUGGUGGAAUAAGUGUGCAAGCUAUUCAACAAAAGGCAAUGUUCCUGACAGGCCAGUGUCAGGAAUACCUGCAGAGAGUGAAGAUGAUUCUCCAGAGUGGGGGCCCAGCUGUGGAGGCAGAGAAGCUGAUGAUCAUGGCUACAGAAUCCAUGGAGCAGUUGAAGUCCUGUGGCAGAGAUCUGCAGCAAAUGCGUAUUCCUAAUGACGUCUUCAGAAGUCUAGAUCAGUUCCAGCAUAUGCACAGCGCUCUCCAACAGCAGUUAGGCGGUGGUAUGACCCAAAGACGGAACAGAGGCAGUGUGGGCUCUGCCGAGGGAGGGAGGAUCUUUAACGAUGCCAUGGCCUGGAUCGCCCAACAGAAGCGUAUGAUUGAGACAGCUCCAUGGGGGGAUGACUCAGCCACCAUAGAAAAGCAAAUCAUAAACCACAACAAAACCCACAGCUCUAUCCAAAGGAGCCAGGAAGUAGACCGUGCCAGAGACGAUCUGAACAUGAGGGGUGACAAGUACAACGUCUAUAUUUUGGAACAAGAAUGGGACAGCCUGCAGAAAAUGUCCCACAGCCGUGUAAGUCAGCUGCGUGAGCUUCAAGGCAUCAUCGAGGAGAUCUCUCGUGCCAUCAUGUGGGUAAAUGAGAAGGAGGAAGAGGAGCUGGUGUUUGACUGGGGAGACAAAAACAUUGACAAUUAUAUCCCUAAGAAACAAGAGAGCUACUCAAGGCUGAUGAGAGAUCUGGAGGAGAAGGAGAAGGAGCUAAACAAGCUAAAAGUGAAAGCAGAUGGCCUCUUGAACAACAACCAUUCUGCCUCAGAUAAGAUUGAAGCAUACAUGGACACCUUGCAGACCCAGUGGAGCUGGCUCCUCCAGAUCACUAAGUGUAUCCAUGUUCAUUUGAAGGAGAAUGCUGCCUACAGUCAAUUUUUCAAGGAGGCCAAUGAGACCUAUACGAAGCUGCAGAAGGAGCAUGAGACUAUUCGUAGCAAGUUCUCCUGUGACAAAAACACUUCACUGGAUAACCUUGUUGAACUACUGAAAUACCUGGAGAAAGAGAAGGAGAAAAUCAUGGAGAAUAAGAGGCAGGUCCAAAAUCUGGUCAGCAAGUCUAAGAAUAUUGUUAGGCUGAAACCUCGCAACCCUGAGGAGAAGAGCACCACCCCCGUCAUAGUCCAGGCCUUAUGUGACUUCAAACAAGACCAGAAAGGGAUAUUGAAAGGGAAUGAAGGCAUACUGAAGGAUAACUCACAGCGCAGCAAGUGGCUUGUGACAGGACCUGGAGGUCUGGACAUGUUGAUUCCCUCUGUGUGUCUGCUGAUCCCCCCACCAAACCCUCUCAGCAUCGGCCUCGCCAACAAGAAUGAGCAGUAUUAUGAAGCCAUCAUGGGCAUCUGGAAUCAGCUCUACAUCAACAUCAAGAGUCUCAUCUCAUGGCAGUAUUGCGUCAAAGACAUUGGUUACAUCAACUCUCUCACUGUCAGCAUGCUGUCUAAGAUGCGCCCUGAGGAGUACCGCAGUGUCAUCAAAAGACUGGAGACUCACUACCAAGAGUUCCUGCGUACCAGCCAAGGUUCUGAGCUGUUUGGGGAAGACGACAAGAAAACCAUGCAGAGCCAUAUGGAUAAUGCCCAGACCCACUAUGACACACUGAUUAUCCAGCUGCCUGCUUUCAAGGAAGAUGGGGUGAAGCAAGAACCCCCAAAACAGGAUUCAAACAAGGCCUCGACUUCAAAGGUUUCCAAGACCACUGUCAAGGUCAUUAACCAGACUGCCCCACCCAGUUCUACCAUCAGCCUCACCCUGCUUAGUAGUCUGCAAGAACUUCGACGCAAGCUGGAGCUGGCUGAGUCUGGGCUCACCAGUCAUCUCCACAUUCCCCUGGGGGAAAACAGUGUGCAUGAGUGCUCAAUGCACAUUCAGAAGCUGCAGACUGUGCACCAACAUUUGGACUCAAUACAUGAUGAGUACCUGCGGAUAAGGGAAAAUAUUAUAAAGCAGCUAGAGGGGAUACCUGCAGACUCCGAGCAGGCCAAGUUUCUCCGCUCUGAACUGGAAAUCAUCAACCAAAAACUGGGAGGCCUGCAGAGUCUUUACUCAGCCUACCUUCAGCGACUGUCUGCUCUAAAGGCCUUGCUCCAGAGCCUUCUCCAAGCCGAGGAUAUCGUUAAAGUCCAUGAGGCUCGUCUGACAGAGAAGGAAACCACCUCUCUGGACCUCCGGGAAUUGGAUAACUAUCGGAGCACACUAAAGCAAAUGAAGAGUGAUAUGGAGCAAAAAAGAGACUUGCUGACAGCUAUGGAGUCUGACCUAGCUAAAGCAAUGCACUGGAACAGUCAAGUCUCAGAGCCUUUCCAUAAGUGUGACGUGGACUUGUCCAAGUACUCAGACCUGGUGGGUCAAAUGUCUGACCGCUGGCGACGCAUCCAAACCCAGAUUGAUAGCAGACUGUGGGACUUGGAGAAACAAGAGAAACAGCUGAAGCAUUAUCAGCAGAGCAGCACUUCCGUGCAACAGUGGAUAGACAAUGCCAGGAAGCGCCAGGACAACCUCCAGACGGUUAAGCUCACUGACAUCCAGACCCUAAUGGACCACCUUAACCAACAGAAGGCGCUUCACACUGAAAUUAAAGGGAAGAAGGAAAAAGUAGAAGAUGUGCAUAAAAAUGCAGAUACCUGUGCUGCCUCCAUAAAGGACUAUGAGCUGCAGCUGGCUUCCUACAGUUCUGGUUUGGAAACUCUGCUUAAUAUUCCUAUCAAGAGAACUAUGCUGCAGUCACCUGCUUCUGUGGUCAGACAGGAGGCGGCUGACCUCCAGUCCCAGUACAUAGAGCUACUUACUCGCUCAAGUGACUACUACAAGUUUUUAGGGGAGUUGCUGAAGAACAUGGAAGAGCUGAAGAUCAGGAACACAAAGAUUGAGAUGCUGGAGGAAGAACUGAGGCGUCUUAAGGAGGACCUCCAGGAUCGUAACCAGAAAAACAAAUCUCUGGAGGAUACUUUGGCCCGCUACAAGCUGGAGCUCACUCAGUCAAAAGACCAGCUCAUUUCUAUGGAGGAAGUGAAAAGAACCACAGCAAUGCAAGCCAACUCUGCCAAGGAAAGCCUGGGCAAUACACAGAGCCAGAUUCAAGAUCUUAUGGACCAGCUGACGCGCAUUAAAUACCAGCUGGAUGAGGAAAAGAGGAAAAGAAGGCUAGCAGAGGAGCGCUACACCAGCCAACAAGAAGAGUAUGAGGCGGCUGUCCGCCGCAGACAGAAAGAACUGGAAGAGCUUAACUGGAACAAGAUUGACUUGGAAAAGGCUGUGAAGGACAAGGAACGUGAAGUGGACAGGAUGAAGAUAUUGCUAGAGGAGGAAGCAGCACGUCGACGAAAUGCUGAAUCAGAUAUCUCAAAGGUAAGAACACAGUGCAUCCAAGAAAUUAAUCAGCUUAAACAGACACAUGAGACAGAGAUCAACGUUAACAAGACUAUGACCCUGAAAGUCUCACAAGAGAAAGAAGAAUGCACUGGAGAACUGAGACUGCAAUGUGACAGACUCACUGCUGAGAAAAGAGAUCUAGAAGAGGAGCUGAGGAGACUGAGACAGUCAGUUGCUCACACUGAAGACCAGAAAAACAGAGCAGAGCAGGAGAUCAGCCAGCAGAGGGCCUCAGUGACCAAAGAGACAAGGAUUCGCAGUGAGCUGGAGGUGCAACUGAGAACACUCAUACAGCAUAAAGGAGAGGAUGAUCUCAAACUAAAGGAGGCCCUCACAAACAAUCAGGAAAAGAGUAGGCAGAUCAGCAUGCUAACAUUUAACCUGGAGGAGGACGGGAAGAAGAGGAAAGCUCUAGAACUGGAAAUCAGUCAGAUGAAACAGGCUAUGUCAGAACUGAAGGCAAAGAACACCUCCUAUCUGGAGGCAGUCAACAAGCUUAAAGUGUCUGAGCAGGAGAUUCGCAUCACCAAAGUGGAGCUGGAGAAGCAGACCAGUGAGAAAACCAAGGCUGAGCAGAGUUAUGUCAGGCUGCAGAGCCGUAUCCGGGAACUUCAGUGCUCCCUCGAUGGGAUGGAAGCUGAGUUGGAGAAACAAAAGAAAGCAACCCAGGAGGAGUUUACACGUAGAAAGAGAAUGGAGGCAGAGUUGGAGAGGAUGACACACACCUGCAAAGAGCACACCACCACAAUUAGCACCCUGAAAUCUAUCCAGAUAGAGUCUUCCACCUCUGGUAGGAAGUAUGAGCAGGACCUCAGGGCCCUCCAGGAGGCCCUGGACAAGAGCCUAAGGGAGCAUAAAGUCACCAAGGAGGAACUGGCAACAGUGACUGCUGAGCUGAAGCUACUAAAACAGAAGCUCCAGCAAGAGCAAGUCCGCAUUCAUGAGCUCAACCAACGUAAUGAGAGUCUGUAUAAGACCAUUGAAGAGAAGAGCCGCCAGCUUAAUGAUUACACUACUGAGAUUGAAAAGCUGAAGACUCUGACACAGAACCUGACAAAGGAGAGACUCCGGUUGGAAGAGGAGCUGAGGGCAGUUAGACAGGAGAGAGAUGAGCUGAAGCUUAGCAAAGACACCAUUGAUGGGGAAAGUGCCACUCAAAUCUCAGCACUGCAUGUCCAGCUUCAGAGUAGCAACAAGAGGACAGCAGAGCUUCAGGCUCUCAUCAAUGACCUGACCAAGGAGAGAGAAAAGCUUAAAGUGGAAAUAGACAAAUUCCAAAAGCAAUCCAUUGAGACAUCCAUGAUUGUGCAUGAUUCCCAAAGCCAAUACAGUGAGCUGUUGCUGGAGAGGGACAGUUUGCUAUCCAAGCUUAAACUGCUGGAGCAGGACAAGAACCGUAAUCAGCGCCUAGAAGAGGAGCUCACCCGCAUCAGGCUCACACUUGAGACUGAACAACGCAACAAACAGCGCCUACAGGAUGAAAAAAAUGCCCUCCAAAAGGAUUUCACGUACAUGAAGAGCCAGUAUGAGCUGAAAGAUAGCCAGAUUAGGCAGAGUGACUCAGACAGGGACAGAGCUGAACGCGAGAGGCUCUCCCUGAAGAAUGAGAUAGAGAAGCUUGUGAGGGAGCUAAAGAAUGUUGAGGAGAGGUACAAGAGCAAGUUGUUGAUCUCUGAAAAGGAAGCAUCAGACCUGGCUCUCAGGAGGGAUGCCCUGGAGAGAGAGAUAAAGAGGCUUCAGCUGAGACCAAACACUUCAUGUAGGCAGACCCAGACAGAUGAGACGGUCCCAACAGUUGAUCCUUCCAAGCUGAUAUUUGAUGGGGUACGCCGCAAAGUCACAGCCCACCAGCUUUGUGACUGUGGUAUAAUCAGCAAAGCCACCCUAGACCGGCUCCUAAAGGGAAAAAAAACAGUGGAUGAGGUUGCUGUGGAAAUCCAACUCAGUCUCAAGGGUACUGGCAUUAUUGCUGGCAUGAAAACUGGUUCCCAAGGGAAAAUGCCAUUCACUGAAGCCAAAAACAAGAACCUCCUCAGCCCAGAAAGCGCUCUCAUGCUGCUUGAAGCUCAAGCAGCAACAGGCUACAUAGUGGACCCUAAUUUUGAUGAGAAGAUGCCUGUGGAUACUGCCUGUUCCAGAGGGAUUGUGGAGACAGAAGACAGAGACACCUUGGUGACAGCUGAAGCAGCAAGCACAGGUUUCAAAGAUCCAUACACUGGCAAAGUGUUAUCUGUGGGCCAGGCUUGCAAACAGGGACGUCUUGACAAAGAAACAGCCAUCCGCUUGCUCCAGGCUCAGGAGUCUGUUGGAGGAAUAUUGGAUCCUGUUCUGAGUGUGUUCCUGCCAAAAGAUCUGGCCUUGGAUCGCAAUCUUAUUGAUGAGGAGCUGUACAGAGCUUUGAACAAAAAACCCACUUGCUACCUGGAUCCAGCAACAGGAGAAAAGAUAAGCUACAGUGAUCUUAGGAAGAAGUGUACAAUGGAACCUGUGUCUGGCUUGCUUCUGCUGUCUGGCCCAGAAAAGGCCAUGACAGUAAAGGGUCUCCGUGGUGAAGUGUCUGUCACAGAGCUUGUCCAAUCUGAACUGCUGGAUGAAACUGACUUGGACAAGAUAAACCAGGGUAAGCUCUCCAGCAAAGAUAUAGAAGACAAGCUGAGGUCCUAUCUCUAUGGCUCGACCUGUAUUGCAGGGAUCUAUGAUGAGGCUAAUGAGAGAAUAUUGCCCUUCUAUCAGGCAAUGAAGGAAGGUCUGCUCAUGAGAGGAACCACCUUGGAGCUUCUUGAGGCCCAAGCCUCAUCUGGCUUCAUUGUUGAUCCAGUGAACAAUGUGUUCUUGACAGUGGAAGAGGCUGCAAAGAGAUGUUUGAUAGGAAAAGAGUUUAAGAAUAAGCUGUUGUCUGCAGAGAAAGCUGUAACUGGAUACACAGACCCAUCCACAGGAAAGAAAAUCUCCCUCUUCCAGGCUAUUGAGAAAGAUCUUAUUGAGAAAGGUCAUGGAAUCCGUCUGCUUGAGGCCCAGAUUGCCAGUGGUGGAAUUAUUGACCCCAAACACAGCCACCGUAUUGAUGUUGCUGUUGCCUAUAAAAGGGGAUAUUUUGAUGAGGAGAUGAAUGAGAUCUUAACCUAUGAAGGAGAUGACACAAAAGGGUUCUUUGACCCUAAUACCAAGGACAACCUGACAUAUCUUCAGCUGAAGGACAGGUGCAUCAAAGAUCCCAAAACAGGCCUGAUACUCCUUCCACUGAGAGACAAGAAGAAACCCCAGAAGUCACAAGAGAGCCGUACCAAUGUCCUUCGCAAGAGGCGAGUUGUGAUUGUUGAUCCAGACACUGGGCUAGAGAUGUCAGUGAGGGAGGCCUAUCACCGGGAGCUCAUUGAUUAUGACACUUUCCUGGACCUGUCAGAGCAAGAGUGUGAGUGGGAGGAAAUAACUAUCAAGGGGUCAGAUGGUGCUGCACAUUUGGUGAUAGUGGAUAGGAAAACAGGAACCCAGUAUGACAUCCAGGACUGCCUGGACUCUGGAAUCAUUGACCAGAAGUCUUUGGAUCAGUAUCGAGCUGGAACUUUAACCUUGACACAGUUUGCCGACAAAAUUACCAGCAGAACCAGCUGCACUGAGAUGACCAUUGCAGCCAGCAAUGUUGAUGAUAUGGUCACCUGCAGCAGUCCCACCCCAUCCUCUCCUACUGUUCGCAAACGCUUCAGUAGUAUUUCUAUAACAGUCUCUCCCCCAGAGAUGUUUGAUGACCUGAGCCCUGUGGCGGCCAUAUUUGACACAGAGACUUUGGAGAAGAUAACUAUUCCAGAGGGACACCGAAGAGGCAUAAUUGAUACUAUUACAGCACAGAGGUUGUUGGAGGCCCAAGCUUGCACCGGGGGCAUUAUAAACCCUGCCACUGGUGAGAGACUGUCGCUGCAGGAUGCUGUACAACAGAGCAUCAUUGACGAAUCCCUGGCCAAUAAGCUGAAACCUGCCCAGAAAGCCUAUGUUGGAUUUGAGGAUGUGAAGACUAAAAGGAAGAUGUCUGCAGCAGAAGCAGUGAAGGAGACAUGGCUGCCUUAUGAGGCUGGCCAGAGAUUUUUGGAGUUUCAGUACCUGACAGGAGGCCUGAUAGAGCCCGGCUCUGGGCAUCGCAUUACCAUUGAGGAGGCUAUCCGCAGAGGUUGGCUAGAUGGUAAAGGGGCUCAGAAGCUUCAGGAUACACACAAUCACCAGAAGAACCUAACUUGUCCCAAGACCAAACUGAAGAUCUCCUACAAGCACGCCAUGGACAGCUGCAUGGUGGAGGAAAGCAAUGGUAUGAAGAUGAUACAGGCCACCUCAAUGUCCACCAAGGGAAUCAGCAGCCCUUACAAUGUCUCUAACCCAGGAUCUCGCUCUGGGUCCAGGCCUGGUUCCCGUACCGGAUCCAGAAGUGGAUCUCGUAGAGGCAGUGUGGAUUACUCAUCUUCUUACACCUAUCGCUUCUCUUCCAGCAACAGCACCACCUAUAGCUCCAACGCUAAUUCUUAAUGCACUACAUAAGAAGCAUAAAUUAAUAUUACAGUUCCUAUGCAAUUUGAGUACUAUUUUAACCGUUUGCUUUUCUAAAACUUUUUUCUGCUACCAAUGAGAAAUCUAUGAAAUGUUUGUUUGAAUACUGAAUCUGAUAUGUGUUUUGGUUGUUUUUAGUUUUUGGUAAUUUGGUGUUUCAUUAUUAACCUUAAUGCUGAGUAUAAUUAAUGCUUAUGUUCUAAUGCAUACAUGUUGAAUGAAUAUAAUUGUCACAGCUCAUUUUAAUAUAUAGCUUUUUUAGAACGUAACAUUUUGUUAUUUUAAAAUAUGCUUGUUGACUUCAGCUUUGGCAUGUACUCAGUUAACUUGGUUAUUUUUUAUUCAUAGUUUAUUUUAGCUUGACUCAUUGUCUUUUAUGUUUUAAAAAAUGUCAAAUGAUAAUUGCAAAUGCUGAUAUUUGGCUUAACAUGAUGGCUUGACAAAGUAAUGAUCAACUUUAAAAAUGAAAUGUUAUUCAUAUGUGGCCUUAAAAAAUGAAUAAAGGUAUAAU